AUGCAACAGCUUGGUAUACUUGACACACUGCUUUCGAUCGGUCAAAGAGUGUUGAACAACAAGUCCUUCACUAAGGAUGGCAAGAAGUUCGCAGACGGUACAUCCGUUCAGAUCGUCAAGGAGAACUUCGGUCUCGAGCCAAUCGCCUUCCAUCGCGCCGAGCUCGUACAAGCCCUCUUAGAAGGCCUGCCCGAUGAAGCAAGAAAGAAAUACUAUGUCGGCCAGAAAGUCAUUGACAUCGCAACAACCGAGACCGGCGUCGUAGUCACCUGCGCGAACGGCACGACGUUCACCGGAUCAAUGGUCCUUGGAGCCGACGGAGUACACAGCCAAACACGCAAGAUCAUGCACAAGCUCUCAGCAGAAGACCGCUUCUCUACCUGCCGCAACCCGGAACCGCCAUUCUCCGCCCACUACCGUUGUCUGUGGUCCAACAUACCGCGGCCAUGCGCAGCUGGUCUGGGAAACAACACACAAGGGAAGGAUCGAUCGCUCAUGUGGAUCACUGGCCGUGAACGCGCUUGGUUGUUGCUGUACGAAAAGCUGCCAGAACCGACCCAGGAGCCGAAGCGAUAUAUAAAGGAGGAGAUGGAUGAAUUCGCCGCUAGCUUCGCUGACUGGCCUGUCAACGACGACUUGAAGGUCAAAGACAUCUACGAUAGCUCGACUGCAGGCAUGUCAAAUCUGGACGAGGGCGUACUCGAGCAUUGGAGCUUAGGACGUAUUGUGCUCGCCGGCGACGCAUGUCACAAGUUCACACCAAAUGCAGGCCUCGGAUUUACAAACGGCAUUCAAGACGUCGCGUUACUUUGCAACCUACUACAUAACGCGACAAAGUCAAGUGCAGGCCCCGAUAUUAGUUUCGACGAACUCCAACAGAUCUUCCGGGAAUACGAGUCGUCGCGGAAAGAGCCAACUGCGUUCGACUUUGGCGUCUCGGCUGCCGCGACUCGCAGCCACGCCUGGGCUACGCCGAUCUACUGGUUUGUGGGCAGAUUCAUCUAUCCGCUCUACGCUUUCCAAUGGCUCUUGAUGAAAUAUGUUGUCGCUCCACGCAUGAAGCAAAGUAGGGUGUUGGAUUACGUCUUUGGUGAGGACCGCAUACAAGGCCGCAUUCCAUGGGCCUAUCCUAUCCACACGAAAAGCAAGGAGCUUUAA
Alternaria ventricosa is the source of this 1158-nucleotide messenger RNA. RefSeq lists its product as uncharacterized. Lineage: Eukaryota; Fungi; Ascomycota; Dothideomycetes; Pleosporales; Pleosporaceae. The record is from RefSeq and is a predicted model, not a curated record. The coding region runs from base 1 to 1158 and encodes 385 amino acids. The transcript is spliced from 2 exons. Gene Ontology annotation, molecular function: FAD binding.